Macadamia integrifolia is the source of this 3529-nucleotide messenger RNA. RefSeq names its product probable LRR receptor-like serine/threonine-protein kinase At3g47570. NCBI's taxonomy places the organism in Eukaryota, Viridiplantae, Streptophyta, Magnoliopsida, Proteales, Proteaceae. The transcript is spliced from 3 exons. The record is from RefSeq and is a predicted model, not a curated record. The coding region runs from base 71 to 3184 and encodes 1037 amino acids. Gene Ontology annotation, biological process: protein phosphorylation. Gene Ontology annotation, molecular function: ATP binding; protein binding; protein kinase activity.
UGUUUAGAGAUAUCCUUCAAAUCUUUCCUCAAAGACAUAACAGGAGUAGCCACCGGCAGCUCAAAAUUACAUGGCUUUUGCAUCAGCUACAUCUCAAAAUUUGAUUCUGAUGGCAAUUCAGCUUAUAGUUUUCAUUCUCCUUUUUGGAAGUUCAUUGAGGUUAGAACCCGUCAUGGGUAGAAGGAUCCUAGGGAACAUGACAGAUCGAAUUGCUUUGCUCGAGUUGAAGAAACAAAUUGAUGAUCCGAACGGAGCAUUACGUUCUUGGAAUGAUUCCAUCCAUUUCUGCAGCUGGGUAGGGGUCACAUGUGGCCGCCGUCAUCAACGGGUUACUGACUUAUAUUUGGCAAGUUAUGGCUUGGGAGGGAUCAUAUCUCCUUCCAUAGGGAAUCUAACUUUUCUGCAUUCCCUCCUCAUUAGAAAUAGUAGCAUCCAUGGUGAAAUCCCCCAAGAAAUCAGUAAGUUGUUUCGGCUACGGUCCAUUGCUUUUGAAUUCAACACUCUCCAAGGAGAUGUUCCUACCGGCUUGGCCAACUGCACUCGUUUAAGAGAAAUCUAUUUCUCCGAUAACAAUCUUGUUGGGAAGAUUCCGGCUGCACUUACGUCUUUGCCAAAGCUGGAGGUAAUUUCUAUUAAUGAUAAUGGCUUAACAGGGGAAAUAUCAGCUUCAUUUGGGAACAUUUCCUCCCUCCAAGCUAUUUCUUUGUGUGGAAAUGGACUUCACGGGAAGAUUCCAGAAUCCCUUGGUCAGCUAACAAACUUAUACUAUCUAUCACUUUGUGAUAACAACCUAUCUAGUCUGUUCCCUUUUUCAGUACAACAGAAUCUCUCAUCUCUUGAAAUGAUUUCUUUUGCUCAAAACCAACUGGAUGGGAGCCUUCCACGAGAUAUAGGCCUUACUCUUCCAAAUCUCCAAGUACUAGAAAUUGGAACAAACCUUUUCUCAGGGAGCAUUCCGAAUUCCAUCUCCAAUAUUUCGACACUCGAAAUAAUUGGUCUCGAAGGAAAUAGUUUUGUUGAACCAGUCCCUAACAACUUGGGAAAUCUUCAAUUUCUCCAAGAAUUCAAUAUUGGUGGAAAUCAAUAUGGAAAAGGUGAAGCUAAUGAUUUAGAUUUUAUUACUUCUUUAGUCAAUUGUACACAUCUAACGCGUUUGGACCUACUACUCAACCAUUUUGUGGGUCCCAUUCCCAACAUUAUGGUCAAUCUCUCAACACAACUCUCAAUACUUAGAUUAGGGGAGAAUCAAAUAUCUGGAACCAUUCCUACUGGGAUUGCGAAUCUCAUCAACUUGACCUUAUUAGGGAUGGAGAAGAACUUUCUUGAAGGUGAAAUUCCGUCUGGUAUAGGGAAACUUCAAAAGCUUCAAAGAUUGUUCUUGGGUGGAAAUAGACUUUCAGGACAUAUACCAUCCUCUAUAUGCAAUCUCAGUUUUUUGUAUGAACUCCAUUUAGAAUUCAACAACUUGAGUGCAAGCAUUCCCUCCACCAUUGGAACUUGUCAACAUUUGCAGGACGUAACCCUUCAUAACAAUAGCCUCCAAGGCCUAAUACCUAAACAACUCUUUCGUAUUUCCUCAUUUUCAAUACAACUCGACUUAUCUUAUAAUUCUUUGGUCGGUUCUCAACCAAUCGAAAUUGGUAACUUGAAGAGUCUUUCUACAUUAGAUAUUUCCAAAAACAAACUGUCUAAAGAAAUCCCUUCCUCCAUUGGUGGUUGCAGUAGUUUGGAACAUCUUUAUAUGGGAGGUAACUUCUUUGAAGGAACCAUUCCUCAAUCUUUGACUCUUUUGAAGGGGCUUCAAGAUUUAGAUCUCUCACACAACAAAUUAUCACGGCAAAUCCCGAAAGGUCUAGAGAAACUUGCAGCAUUGCGGAGUUUGAAUUUAUCUUUCAAUAAUCUUGAGGGAGAGGUACCAACAAAAGGAAUCUUUGCAAAUGCAAGUGAAAUUUUAGUGAUUGGAAAUGACAAACUUUGUGGGGGAGUUGCAGAAUUACGAUUGCCUGCAUGCACAAACUAUGGAUCUAGAAAACGAGAAAAAUCCCAUACUUUCAAAGUAGUGUUGGCAAUAAUCAGUGUGGUUUUUGGUUGUCUUUUGGUAUCAUGCUUUCUUACUCUUUAUUGGAGAAGAAAACCAAAAAAUAAACCUACUUCCACACCAUUAAUUGGUGGUCAAUUCUCAAAGAUUUCAUACAAAGAGCUUUUCCAAGCUACUGGAGGAUUUUCUUCAGAUAAUUUCAUAGGAUCCGGUAGUUUUGGCUCCGUUUAUAAGGGAAUCAUCAAUGAGGAUGAAACAAUUGUGGCAAUCAAGGUACUCAACCUUCAAAAUCCAAGAGCCUACAAAAGCUUUAUGGCUGAAUGCGAAGCAUUAAAAAACAUUCGGCAUCGAAAUCUUGUCAAGAUUUUAACUUCUUGUUCAAGUCUUGAUUCAUCAGGCAAAGACUUCAAAGCCCUUGUUUAUGAGUUCAUGCCCAAUGGGAGUCUACAUGAUUGGUUGCAUCUGCCGAUGGAGACACACAAUCAUUCAAGGAAUUUAAGUCUUCUUCAAAGAUUAAACAUCGCAAUCGAUGUGGCUUUUGCAUUGGAAUACCUUCAUUACCGUUGUCAUGCACCAAUUGCUCAUUGUGACUUGAAGCCAAGCAAUAUUCUACUUGACAGUGAUAUGAUUGCACAUGUCAGUGAUUUUGGUUUGACAAGACUACUUCUGGAACCUGAAAACAGCUCAUCACAUAAUCAAAGUAGUACCACUGGGAUAAAAGGAUCCAUUGGCUAUGCCGCUCCAGAAUAUGGCAUGGGUGGAAAGACAAUUAUACAAGGGGACGUGUUUAGCUAUGGGAUCCUUUUAUUGGAGAUGUUCACAGGAAAAAGACCAACAGAUCAGAUGUUUAUAGAUGACUUAAAUCUCCACAACUUUGCAAAGGCAGCUUUACAUGUACAAGUGAUGCAAAUAAUAGAUCCAACACUCCUAUCGGUGGAAGAACAUGGUGAAGAAAUUGAAGAGAAAGCUAUCACCAAACUUGAAGGUCGUAGUCAUAGGACAAAUAAAUUGCAAGAUUGCAUAACAUCAGUAAUUGAAAUUGCACUCCAAUGCUCCAUGGAAUCGCCGAGAGAACAUAUGAACAUGAAUGAUGUUGUGAGGGAAUUACAUUUAAUCAAGGAAAAUUUUCAAAGCAACAACGCCUGAUUAGAAGAUUCAAGAUCAGCAUGGGCGACGCUUCAAUAAUGAUUGCAGCAAGCCGAAGCAUGACGGUUGAUGAACUGGUGGGGUCUGAUACAAAGGAAACAAUGAGCAAUUGUCUGAUGGAAGACCUUUAUGCAGACAGAGACCAAUUGUUUUUAUCAUCUUUUCAGUUUCUUUCUAGUAUGUAGCUCACUUGUUGCCUAACAUUUGUCACAAGGAUAAAUAUCUCAGAUUUCGUGUGCUCUGAAACCUUACUACAACCAGCUGAGGCCCCUUGCUUCCUGUGUUCUACACCUUCAUAGAUAAAACAUUUGCACUUAUUUAUUUGAAGGUCCCUCUUCCCAUGCA